AUGAUAUCUGUUCAGUGCAAUUAUAUGAAUUCUUUAGAUGACUUAAUUAAACCAGAAAAAUUUAAGAAAAAUGUAUUAAAAAGUCUAAACUUUUUGGAAAAUACAUUACCUCCCAAUAGUCAUGUUGUGUUAAUGGGUUUAGUAAAUGGUUCUUUUAUUUAUCCUACAAUGGCAAAACAUUUACAUCCUCUAGGACAAGUAAAUAAAGAUGUAACUUAUGACGACUUAUAUAAUUGGUUUAAUUUUAUGAAAAUUGGUCCGUGUUAUCAAUGGUUGAAUAAAAAUGAAACUAUAAGAACAGCUACUUCAAAGAGAGGAGAGGAACUUUCCAAUGUCUUAAAACAAAUAAGUGUUUCAUAUAAAUUCAAGUCAUUUAAACUCCAUUAUAUGCAUAAUCCAUUACAUCAAGUAAUGUGUGAAUGGCAACAAUCAGGAUAUUUAAUAUGGGAAAUGUUAGAACUGAGUUUUAGCUUUCAUCCUUUACAGAAAUUACAUCCUUUUAUUACAAAAGUAAUUUGGAGAGAACUAGUAGAAAGAAAUAUUGUUGGUAAAGCUAAUCCAAAUAAUGAAAUGAUUCAAAUACUGUUUGGUAAUCAAGGUGGACAUUAAAUCAUUCUAAACAUAAUUUAUCAAAAAAAUACACCACCCUACACCAGGAUAUAUGUAACAACAGAGAGAACUGAUUUCUGGUGUGUAUAAUACAAAAAAACGAACACUGCACAAACAUUU
Messenger RNA from Centruroides sculpturatus (bark scorpion), 729 nucleotides. RefSeq names its product acyloxyacyl hydrolase-like. Bases 1 to 609 code for a protein of 202 amino acids. The record is from RefSeq and is a predicted model, not a curated record. The transcript has 6 exons. Gene Ontology annotation, molecular function: calcium ion binding; acyloxyacyl hydrolase activity. Gene Ontology annotation, biological process: negative regulation of inflammatory response; lipopolysaccharide catabolic process. Lineage: Eukaryota; Metazoa; Arthropoda; Arachnida; Scorpiones; Buthidae.